AUGGUCGCCCUGAACUUCCAACGAGCCGCGGCUUUUGCGGCGCUGGUCGCGUGCGUCUCGAUGUCCGACGCGCGCGAGUUGGGCCAAGCCACUUCCGUCUCUGCGUCGGGGUCUUCGUCCGCUGCUUUGGACGCUUCCGACCCGUCGGCGACCAAGGCGCCCCUGUCGGAAACGUUUUCGGACGUCUCGGGAAUGGGCUCCGGAGCUCAGGGAACGGUCAAGCCGUACGAGGGUGCCACCAGCGACAGCACCGACGACAGCAACGAGAGCGACCAAACCACGAAGAGCAGCGCCGCCUCCAAGUCCAAGAAGAAGGGGGUUGCUACCUCCUCCCACAGCGGCGACGACACGGAGACUAGCUCCGUCUCCUCGUCGAGUGAUGAGGUCGAAUCCAGCGAGACCUCGUCUUCUAGCAGCGAAACUGAGGCCAGCACUGCUUCGUCGUCGAGAAGCAAGGCGGCCACGUCCUCAAGCGACGAGGCUGCGUCCUCGUCCACGGAGAGCAGCUCGGUUACUUCGUCCAGUGGCGAGUCCACAGAUAGCACGCUCUCUUCGUCCAGUGGUGAGACGGAGAGCAGCUCGGACGCGUCCGAAGCAAGCAGCAAGAAGGAGAAGAAGAACGAGAAGGAGGAGGAGGAGAGCAACAGCAGCAGUGAGAAGUCCUCGGGUGGUGAUGUCACGCAGGGAGCUGCGUCGUCCAGUGGAGAUGAUGUCACGCAGAGCGAGACGCAGUCCAAGACCAACGGUAAAGUCAAGAAGGACGGCGACGACGAUGAUGACGACGACGACUCUAAGAAGUCGAAGGACGCCCGGCAGGCGGCUAAAGCGGCCCGGCACAAGGCGGAGGCUGAGCGCAAGGCCAAGCGUAAAGCUAUGAAGGCCGAGUGGCGGAAGAUUAAGGCCCAGCAGAAGGCCGAGAUGAAGGCUGCCAAGGCCCGGGCCAAGUCGGAGAAGAGCGCGAUUCUGUCGUAUGCAGGCUCGAACAACUCGACCGACACGGCGCAGCAGAGCGAGUAG
This is a messenger RNA of Phytophthora sojae, 1017 nucleotides long. RefSeq lists its product as hypothetical. The transcript has a single exon. The record is from RefSeq and is a predicted model, not a curated record. The coding region runs from base 1 to 1017 and encodes 338 amino acids. NCBI's taxonomy places the organism in Eukaryota, Oomycota, Peronosporomycetes, Peronosporales, Peronosporaceae.